Messenger RNA from Racocetra fulgida, 10269 nucleotides. Lineage: Eukaryota; Fungi; Glomeromycota; Glomeromycetes; Diversisporales; Gigasporaceae. The record is from the annotation of a GenBank genome assembly.
AUGGCGGGUUCCGAGCUCUCCCCCGAAUUAUAUGCAUCGAGAUUACUUGAUCCUAAUUCUGUCGAAGUCUAUCAAAAUGCAGAUUAUAAUCGUUUUCUCCAAGCUUUAAUGCCCGUGUUAACGAAAAUGCUAACGGAGGAACAACCCGUUUUUGAUAGCAAUUCCGAAGAACAGAAAGAAAAUGAGGAUAAUGCGGUUAUCUGCUUAAAAAUUAUUAUAGACUUGCACCGGAGUUAUAAACAUCAGUUAGUAGAUUUGGUCAAGCCUUUCUUAGACAUUGUCCAAGAAAUGUACAAGAAUAUGGAACAAACAGUAAAAGAUUCCUUUGAUUCACCAGGAAUUGCUGCCACGCCAAACGUUGGCACUGUAAGUACGCCAGUUCAACCGAUAGUACUUGUGCCACCUUCUUCACGUCCAUCGUCGCCUGUUUCAGACGUUACAACAAAUGAAACUACCCCAAAUAAAGUUUUAGCUGGAACUGAAGCACAAGAAGCGGCUAGAGCUAGAGGUGAAAUAUUUGUUGGUGUUGCACCAGGAAUUAGAGAUCGCGCGAAAUAUACAGAAUUCAUUAUAGCUCAAACAAUGUCUUUUUUGGCGUACGUUCUUCGUGCAUACACUCAUGCACUACAAGAAUACCAAAGUAUGAUACCUGAUUUUGUCAUACGAUUACUUCAAGAUUGUCCACCUGAGGCCUCGGCAACCAGAAAGGAAUUACUGGUCGCGACUCGACACAUUCUCUCAACCGAUUUUCGCUCCGCUUUUGUAAGCAAAAUUGAUAUUCUUCUUAAUGAGAAAGUUUUAAUUGGUAGUGGGGUUACAUCUCAUGAUACUCUUCGGCCUUUAGCGUAUAGUAUGUUGGCAGAUCUAGUCCACCAUGUACGGAAUGAACUUUCUCCGGUUCAACUUUCAAGAACUGUAUAUAUUUAUUCGCGUAAUUUGCACGAUCCAACUUUGGCUGCUAGUAUUCAAACUAUGUGCUCUAAACUUUUGCUAAACUUGACUGAAUGUAUUGUGAAGAUUCCUAAAAACGAUGGCAAAGAAGAAGAUUUGCUAAUCAAAAUUUUGGAUACUUUUGCCAACAAAUUUGUAACCCUGAAUUUGGUAUUUGCUGAUAUUCAGCGGCAACAACGAAAAAAGAAAGCUGCUGCUAGUGAUUCAAGUAUAACAGAAAAAAUUGAUGACUUUGAUUUUGAACAAGCGCGUCCUAUUAAUACGUCUACACCUAAUGGAAGAUUUCUGUUUAGAAAUCUAGUUACUGGUCUUAAACCAAUCAUUCAAUGGUUAAAAGAGUGCAAUCCACCACUUCCAAGCAAUUCUAAAGCCCCUAUUCAACAACCUAAUUCAGUUGCUCGUGGAUUUACUCAAGAACAAGUAGAUAUUUUUAUUCGUUUGUUUCGAGAGGGUGUACGUUGCUUUGACUAUUUCAACAUCGAUAAUGUGGAUACGAAUCAGGUCAAAUAUUCUGACAAGUUAACGCCGAUGGAGAUCCCCAGUAGGAUUGGUCCAUAUUCGAAAGUGGAAAAGGAAGCACUUGAACAUUUCAGUUCUGCUUUUGUAAUGGUAGAUCCUGCUAUAUUUCAGGAAAUUUUUGCUUCACAAAUGAAUUUUUUUUUCGAUCAAAUGUUGCAAAACACCUCUCUUCUUCAAAUACCUCAAUAUUUUUUAGCACAUAACGACGUAAUUUCUCAAAGCUUUGCAGGAAUUCUAUUGAGAUUCCUUGUAGAUAGGUUAGACAAGCUUGGGGGUCCUGAUCCUUUAUAUUCACAAGUAAUGCUUCGGUUAUUUAAACUAGCAUUCAUGGCUGUGACAUUAUUUCCAAAUCAUAAUGAAAGUGUGCUUCAUCCACAUCUUGCAAAUAUAAUAACGUCUUCAAUGAAACUUUCUGCAAAGGCUAAGGAACCGAUUAAUUAUUUCUUGCUUCUUAGAGCACUUUUUAGAAGCAUCGGUGGUGGUAGAUUUGAAACAUUGUAUAAAGAAGUCUUUCCAUUGUUGCAAGUGCUUCUGGAAGGGCUCAACUCACUAUUAUCACUAAUACAUAAACAACGCAUGCGAGAUUUAUUUGUUGAGCUCUGUCUUACUGUGCCUGUGAGACUUAGUGUACUUCUUCCUUUCCUUAGUUACUUAAUGAAGCCUCUUGUCUUGGCUUUACAGGCAGGCCCAGAAUUAGUUACACAAGGCCUUCGGACCUUAGAACUUUGCAUUGACAAUCUAACACCUGAAUUUUUGGAUCCUAUAAUGGCUCCGGUCAUUAAUGAUCUUAUGAAUGCACUCUGGAAACAUCUAAAACCAACACCGUAUAAUAAUACUCAUAGUCAUGUGGCUAUGAGGAUUUUAGGUAAAUUAGGAGGACGAAAUCGACGUAUGCUUAAAGAUCCUGCACAACUUAAUUAUUAUGCACCACCAUUGAACGGGAUUGAUUUGCAAAUUUAUUUUGAGCCGCAUGUAAAUCCACAUAAUUUAUCAUUGGACGAAGGUUUAGCACUUGCUGCAAGGGUUCUACAAGAUCCUAAUAUUACUCUUUUUUAUAAAAAAAAUGCGUAUAAAUUUUUGAUAGCUACUAUUCCCUUGUUUAUUAAUUUGGAUGAAGGACCAGAAAAUCUGGCUAUCUUAAUAACAGCAAGAGUUCAACAACAAUUGCUGCAAAAUAAUGAUGGAGAGGACAUGGAAAUAAUCCAAUCAAGCACGGAAAAUACGCAAGGUGAUAUUCCAAUUGUAACAGAUGAAUUUCGUGAACUUUCAAUAAACAAUAUGGCGAGCAAAGAAGGGCACAAACAAAUAUUAAAAAGAAAGGUUGUACAGGAGGAAACGCUGCAAAGUGUGAUAUAUUCUCUUUUUGUAGCAUCAUCAUUACCAGAUCUCAAAGAUCAAGCAUGGCCAUUUCUUGAAAAUAUUUGCCGACAUUUUGCAUUAUUAGAAGUUAGUGAAGCUUUAAAUUAUCGUUAUACAAGAGAAAAAAGGUUUGACUUUAAUGACGACGAAAAGCAAUAUAAUUUGGAGACCAAAGUAAUGGUGGAAGCUUUGGUAGAGGUCAUAACGUCAGAGAACACUAAUCUUAGUAAACUUGCUGAAACUGCUUUAACUUUAAUAUAUGAAACAUGUGUCAUUAUUACUGGUUCUAAGGACGCGCUUAUUCGCUUUCCAUUAUUUCAUGUAUUAGCAUCUCGUUUUUGUUCCUGUUGCUAUAAACAAGAAUGGUUUCGCAAGGAUGGAGGCUGCGCGGGCAUUUCGAUUCUCAGUUCUAAACUUGAUAUGGGUACUCAGUGGAUGUUAGAACAUGAAUUAGAAUUUGUUAGAUCUUUACUUUUUAUUUUAAAAGAUAUGUCUCCAGAGUUUGCGGCUGGUUAUGUUGAGAAUGCCUCUCAGACACUCUUACACGUUUUAACCGUUUGCAAUCAACAAGAACAAUCAGAAAGUCAUAGUGAAGAUAUUGAAAUGACAGAUUCAAAGGACGAGAGGCAGACAAAGUUUGACAAACUCAUUAAUCUACUAACUUCAGAGUUGUCUAAUGCAAAUUCUGCUGUAAGAGAAACAGUACAAGCAUCAUUUAAAAUAAUAGCUGAAUUGAAAAAAUGUAAUGUUACUGACUUGCUUUCUGGCGCACGAGACACAUUGCUUAGUCCCAUUUUUGGUAAACCACUUCGAGCCCACCCCGCCCCAAUGCAAAUCGGGCACAUUGAUGCAAUUACGUAUUGUUUGCAAUUACAACCUCCAUUAUUAGACUUUAGCAAUUAUGAAGAACUUGUUAGACUUUUGAAUGAAGCUUUAGCACUUGUAGAUGCCGAGGAUCAAGUUUUGACUGGUCGUUCAGCACAGUAUAAAGCUUCUACAGCUGGGAUUAAUCUUAGAAUAGUCUGUAUUAAAUUAUUGUCUGCAUCUAUGAUGCGUUCAGAUUCCUUUCCACAAACUACUGCAGUUGCUACUCGGACCCGUAUAAUUGGUGUUUUUUUCAAAUCAUUAUAUUCAAAAGCCCCAGAGGUAGUAGAUGUCGCGAAUAAAGGGCUUCAACAAGUUCUUCAACAACAGCACAAACUUCCUAAAGAUCUUUUACAGGCUGGUUUGAGACCUAUCUUAGUUAAUCUGUCAGAUCAUAAAAAGCUAACUGUAGCAGGACUUGAAGGUCUAGCUAGACUUCUUGAAUUGCUUACCAAUUAUUUUAAGGUUGAAAUUGGGAGAAAAUUACUCGACCAUCUUCGCCAAUGGGCUGAACCAUCAGUUCUACAAGAAGCUGCUGGCAAGCCACUUAUCGAAAUAGAAUCUAUUAAAAUUAUAGUUGCAAUUUUGAAUGUAUUCCAUCUUUUACCUCCAGCCGCCUAUGUCUUUCUGGACGACCUAGUUACCAUUGUAUUAGAUCUGGAAGAACAGCUACGUCGAUCCAUGUCCAGCCCUUUUCGUUUACCUCUUAUCAAAUUUUUGAAUCGUUAUUCAUCUAAUGCUAUUGAAUAUUUUUACGAAAAAGUUGGCAAUGAUAAAUUUACUCGAUUAUUUAUAAAUCUUUUGGGGAAUGACGAAGCUACUCAACUCAGAGAAGAUAUUAUGAAAAAUCCAUCACAGUUAAUCGAUAAAACUUCCAAUAUUCAGGACUUGGAUAAUGCAGAUGAGGUGAAAUUUCAGAGAAUUGUUAUUAUUCUAGAGAUUGUAAAGUUUCAUCCUAGCUGGUUGGUUGAACCUACUUCCGAACCUAUUCUUCAAUGCAUCAAAGAAGCAUGGAAUGAUCCAGGGCGUCUGGAAAGAUUGAAACGAGAGGAUACUUUAAGCUUGUCUCAAUGUCGUGAAUCCAAAUAUCUUGUUGAGAUCUUUAUCUAUUAUCUGAAAGAAAAUCCAGAUGAUAUUGAUUUGUUGUUCGAAUUAGUUACUAUAUUUUCUUAUGAAAGUGUAAUUGACUAUACAUUCUUAAAAAAAUUUUAUCAAGAAGAAGUAGCAAUGAAAUAUAGUGUAACACAAAAAAGAGCUAUUCUUGACAAGUUUUUGGAUAGUUUCAUGGAUCCUUUGAUUCCUGCUAAUAUUAAAAUGCAAUCUUUGAAAGUUAUUAUUACUCCAAUGCUUUUGUUUGCAUUUAACAAAGGACAAGAGCAUGAGCAGAUUAUUGGAACUGUUCAAAUGGAUAGAAUCCAAAAUAUUUGGCGUUAUCUAGCCGAGACUCAUGAUGAAAUUGAAGAUUCUUUACGUAUUGAGGUUCUGCAAUUUUCAACGCUUCUUGUGCAACGUGUACCACAUCUUAUUAGUGUACGAAGUGACCUUGCAAAAAUGGGUUGGAAUUGGUCCAGGGCUGAUGAUAUAACUGCUAAACAAACUGCAUUUGUCUUUUUGGCCCAAAUAUUUGCUGAAUUUAAUUCUGUUAAUUCAAAAAUUUUAUUUCAAUCUUAUUUUGCACUUUUAAGAGCGCAUCAACUAGAAGCAAGAACAUUAGUUAAGCAAGCUUUAGAUAUUCUUGUACCUGUGAUUCCAAACUUAAGAACUCAGCAUCCGCUUCCUUCUAAAGAAUCAUUUGAUGAAUCCAAGAAAGAUUCCAAAAAUAAAAAAGCUCCAACUCCAACUUGGAUUCAAUACGCGAAAAAAGUUUUACUGGAGGAUGGGCACAGUGUUUCUCAAUUAGUCAAUGUUUACCAAUUGUUAGUGCGUCAUCCUGAUUUGUUUUAUGAACAUAGAGAGCAUUUCAUGUCACAAAUUGCAAAUACAUUGACAAGAUUAGGAUUACUUCAAAGUGCUACUGCUGAGACGCGACUUCUAACCAUAGAUCUAUCUGAAUUAAUAUUAAAAUGGGAAAAACGUAGAAUUUCUGAAAAUCGUAUACCGGAGCAAUCAAGUGCGGUGUCAACUCCUGCUAUGACGCCGGACAAGCGUCGCAUUGACUCAGAACCUGACAAUUCUCCACGUAAACGAAUGUUGAUUGAACAUGGUGGCGAAUAUAGAAGUGUCAUUGCAGAACAAAACCAAAAAUAUACCCCGAACAUAAAUCUACGAGAAAGUAUUGUUGGAUACCUUACUCGAUUUGUGUGUACAUCCGCCGAAUCUGUUAGUAAAACUGGAUUGGCUCGUCGUGCUUUAGAAUUAAUAAAAGAAUUUUUACUUCCUGACUUUUGGCCCGAGGUCAACGUAAAGCUUUCUACCUUUGAUAGAACACUCAAAUAUACAGAAGUCAACCAAAGUAUACUUAAUAGUGUGUGCAAUAGUCUGGAAGUUUUAAAUGUAAUACUUGAGAGAAAACCAGCAGAUUGGUGCCUUGCAAAUAUUGUACAUCUUCAACAACUAUUGGAGCAUAGUAUCGGAAGCACACAAAUAAAGAUUCAAGAAUGUCUCCAUCCAGUACUUGUUCAUAUAUACAAAUCCUUGGCGCCUCCACCAUUUGAUGAAGCCAUUACUCCCUUAAAUCCAGAGCAGCAGCCAUCUUCACCUGAUACUGAAGUUGAAAAUUUUAUUAAAAUUAUCCACACUACAAUUCAAGAAGCUCUUCAAAAUAUGAAUAAUUUAUAUACCGCAAUGAUGUUAUUAAAAUCCGUGGGUUGCAAUACUCCAAAAAACAUUGAUCCUUUUCUAACAGGAAUUAUUCAAGUUAUACAAAAACUUAUUAAAGAUUUACAGCAGAAUGCUUCCACCAGCAACAGUAAUUCAAAUGGUCCACAGCCACCUGAUUCUCCGAUCAGCAUUCUUAUAAUGGCGUUGCAACUUGUAAAUUCACGAGUUUCAGAGUUGACCGAUCAAAGACCAAUUUUCCUUUCAGCACUUUCCCAGCUAAUAGAAAAAACUAAUAAUUAUGAACUUUCUCGGACAAUUUUUGAAGUGGUUAAAGAAUGGGUUGUCAGUAAAUUGGAACCUUUUCCUACUUUGGAGGAAAAGUCAGACUUACUUGUCAAAAUGUUAUGUUUUGAAUCUUUAGAUGAUAAGACUUUGAUUGAAGAUUUUUUGAACCUUGUCAUCUCAAUAUAUAGUGAUCCUUCUUUUACUAGAUCUGACAUGACAGUAAAGUUAGAAAAAGCAUUUUUAAUUGGCACCCGUUAUAAUAAUCCAAAAAUCAGAAAUCGUUUUAUGGAAAUAUUUGACCGUAGUAUGACUCGGCUAUUGUCAACACGUCUUUCAUAUAUAAUAUCAGAACAAAACUGGGAGUUUUUAGCAAACUAUUUUUGGCUUCAUCAAGCUUUAGAUGUUCUUUUGGGUUCUGUUUCGUUUAAGAAAAGGAUUCAGCCACCAACAUAUAGCCUGCAAACUAAAUCUAUCACGACCUUUGGAGAGUGUUCGAAUUUAUCAUCAUUUACUCCUAGUAAUGAACUUGAAGAAUUUUUGGUGAAACAUCGAGAAUUUUUGCGUUAUUUGAAAAAAUUACGUGUCAGCGAUCUAUUACCACAUUUGAAACAGUUACACUAUUUAGAUGAUAAUUUAGCAUAUAAAUUGUGGGUAGGACUUUUUCCCUUUUGCUGGGCCACUAUUCCUUCUAAGGAACGACAAGAUUUGUCUAAUAAUCUGAUAGCGCUAUUGUCAAAAGAUUAUCACGCAACACAAUCAGAAUUAAGACCGAAUUGCAUACAAGCGUUAUUGGAAGGUAUAUCACGCUGUUUGCCUACCAUCAGACUACCACCACAUUUAGUAAAAUUCCUUGGAAAGUCUCAUGGCACCUGGCAUACGGCUAUGGAAAUUCUCCAGACCACUUUUGAAGGCAUCAAAGAAGACGAUAAGUUUAAAGAAAGCACUUUAGAUGCGUUAGCUGAUUUGUAUUCAACCCUAUCAGAGGAUGAUAUGUUCUAUGGCCUGUGGAAACGACGAUGUAAAUUUCCAGAUACACAUACUGCAAUAUCAUACGAACAAUGUGGAAACUGGACACAGGCGUUGGUUGCAUAUGAGAACGCGCAAACAAAAUCACGAUCAAUGGGUUCUCCAUGUACUGAGUCAGAAUAUUUAUUGUGGGAAGAUCAUUGGGUCACAUGCUCUCAAAAGUUACAACAGUGGGACAUUCUCAUUGACUUUGCCAAAAAUGAGAAUAAUAUAGACUUAAUGUUUGAGAGUGCUUUCCGUUUAAUAGACUUAGCUACUGAAAAAGAGUUUUUCGAGCAAAAUGUUCAAGCAUUUAUGGAGUCACAUCAAAAUCCCAGACGAAAAAUGUUUGAGGCAUUCAUGAAUUUAAUGAAAUCUCAACAAUCAAACAAUUAUGAUGAUUUUAAAAAAAUUUCCGAAGAAGCCCAUCAAUCAGCUUUACGAAAAUGGCAUACACUUCCAAACGUAGUUUCACAAAGCCACAUCCCUUUACUUCACUCAUUCCAACUCUUGGUUGAAUUUGACGAUGCUACAAGAAUGUUUUCAUCCUUAGCCGAUAUUAGUCACCAAAAUGCUGAUACUAAAGCUAGUGAAUUAAAAAGUGUAUUGCAAAGCUGGCGAGAACGAUUACCAAAUAUGUGGGACGAUAUAAAUGUGUGGAGCGAUAUUGUUGCUUGGAGACGUCAUGUUUUUAAUGUAAUAAAUAAAUCAUUUUCACAAUUUCAAGCCCAGAACACAACUAAUACCAUGGCAAAUACCAAUUAUCCAUUCCGUGGACAUCACGAAACAGCGUGGACUAUCAAUAGAUUCGCACAUGUCGCGAGAAAGCAUCAACUUUCCGAAGUGUGCAUCAACUUUUUACAACUAAUUUAUAAUUUACCGAACAUUGAAAUACAAGAAGCAUUUUUGAAGUUAACCGAGCAAACUAAAUGUCAUUAUCAAAACCCGAGCGAAGUAGCUAAUGCUCUAGAUGUUAUAAACAAUACUAAUCUUAAUUAUUUUGGGUCUCAACAAAAGGCUGAAUUCCAUACUUUACGUGGAAUGAUACAGGCCAAAUUGGGUAGAGACCCUGAGGCUAAUGAUAGCUUUUCACGGGCUGUGCAAGUGGAUAUGCGCCUUCCUAAAGCCUGGGCUGCAUGGGGACAUUAUUAUGAUAAUAAAUUUAAAGCAAAUCCCGACGAAACUACCUUCGCUGCUAAUGCUUUGAGUUGUUAUUUACAGGCAGCCGGCCUUUAUAACAAUCCUAAGUCUAGAAAACUUCUAGUUCGCAUUUUAUGGCUUUUGUCUGUUGAUGAUGAUAAAGGACAUAUUUCUCGAGUAUUUGAGACUUAUAAUAGUAAGAGUGAAGUUCCGGCCUUGCACUUCCAAUUACGAACAGCCCGAGACGAAUCCAUGAUGAUUAAAAGGCAGCAACAGGCUCAACAGGCUCGUGCAGGACAAAUGUCAUCUUCGAUUAUUAAUACUUCAGGAGCUCCACAAAUGUCUCAAUCCGUUUCCGGUAGUGAAGGAGUAAAUACAAAUGUAAUUGUAAAUGGAAAUAGCCACAGGCCAAUACAAGUGAGCCCAGAGCAAUCUAGUCCUAGUCAAGCAAGUUCUGGCCAAAUGAGCCCUCAGGCGAUAAACUUUUCUCGAUCGAGUCCCAUGCCAUCACAACCUCCUCAGAGUCCCGCAAUGCAAAUUGGAAGCAAUGGUAAUAAUGUUAUUAAUGGAACAAUUAAUCAUAUGCCGUCAUCCUUGCCUAAUACUCCACACAACAUGCAAAGUAUGAAUGGAAUUCAUAACGGAAUGUCUUCAAGUGUGCCAGGUACGCCAUUAAGUGGCCAUGCACCUACUACACCAACGAAUGGAAUAAUACAUAAUACACCCAUUACUCCUACAAAUGUAUCUCAAAAUCCGCUUCCCUCAACUCCAACCAAUAACGCUGAUGGACGAUCUCCAAUUACUCCUGGUCUUGGAAUGAAUACGAAUCAUCAUGUGUUACCAAAUCUUGCACAUACACCACAAUCUCAACAAGCAUCAAAGCAACCAUGGGAACAUACUGAGGAUGUCAUGUCAAUUUUAAAAACAUCAUUUCCAUUACUUGCUUUAUCAAUCGAAACUAUGGUGGACCAGAUCCAGCAACAAAGUCGCAAGCGUAAUCUUUCCUUCCAUCUUCCUUUGAUUAUUCCAUUAGGACCUCAGAUUAGGAUUGUUCAGGACGAUCCCUCAUAUUGUUCGUUGCAAGAAGUUUACGAAGAUCAUUGCGACGUUACCGGAAUUUCUAAAGAUGAAGCCAUAAUAUAUUAUACAAAUAAGAUGAGAGCCAACAUGUCUCAUAUUCAAACGGCAAAGGACAUAGGAAACUUGAGAGUUGAAAUUGCUGAACAAAUUGCGGCUAAAUUUAUUCCAAAUGAACUAAUUACUUGGCACUUCAUGGUCCAAAGACCUGUUAACGAACAAAAUCUUCGACAAAAAGUAGCGCUAAAUGUGGAACAAAUUGUUAAUAAGGCUCAAGCUAUUGGGGGCAUUGAUGUAGAACGGGAAAAG